GGGCGGGCGCAUGGCGGGGGCCGGCGGCGCGGCGGGGCCGGCGGCGGCCCGGGAGCUGCUGGACGUGCGACCCCGGCCAGGGCUGGAAGACAUUUUGCUGAUUAAUUCAAAAUGUAGCAGCAAGAAGGCCACAACUUUACAGACGGUUAAGGUGCCAAGGAGCAAUGUUUUGGACCGAGUACAGAGCUUUUUACCACAGAUGGCCCAGGCAAAUGAUGAGCUCAAAAGAAAAAUGGUAACAGCACCUGCUCAUCAGUUUGAUAUUGAACAUCUAGACAGUGAAACAGAAAAAGUUAUAGAAAUGAAUGUGGCUGUAGUUGAACUGAGUGAUUCUGAUACAGAUGAAGAGUUGCUGACUUCAGAAGAUGACUCGGAAUCUGAUGAAGAUGAUUCUGUAACUGAUGAAGUGACAGUAGACAACAUUAAGUUUCCUAAACAAAAAGGAGAAAAGGGCAAAAUAGAAAUUUUGGACAGCAAAGCAAAUGAGUAAAUCCAUUUUAUUUUACUUUAAAAAACCCCAAACCAACCAAAUAAUGUUUUCUCACUUUGAAGAGUUGUCCCUUAAAACCACUUAGUUUACAUGGUGGAGAAUUCCAGAUCCACUCAUGGCUGGGGAAGGCUGGAUUUCUGAAGAAUUAAGUUUGAUUUGAUUAAUCAAAUAACAGGAAAGUGGACUUCAGAGUAGUUUACACCAAGAAAACAGCUAGAGUAAGGGGCAUUUGAAAGUUAAACAUUCUUGUUCUGUUGCUUUGUUGAAGACUUUUUUAUAGGAAGGUAGAAGUUUUUCCUUCAAGGGCAAGAAAGUGUUAACUAGGAAAAAAGCUUUGUUUUCAUAUUUCAUGUCCUGUGAAGUGUUAUGUACGCUCUCUUCACUAUUAAACAUGAUUUUUCAGUACCCCAGAGGUAUGUCUACAUUGCAUUCAUGCUGGACACCAGAGAUGUGGCUGAGCUCACUUCUAGCUGAGCCAACCUGGGUAAGGACAGCCAUGAGCAGAGGUCAGCAAAGGGUUACAGUACUUACCCUGUGUGCCUGCACCGGGCUCCACAGCAGCAUGGGGAGCUUACAGGCCCCUGUGGGAAACCUUUGUGGCUGUGGUGCAAACACCCUCCAUACGCAAAGGAUCAAGGCUGCCUCUGGGGCUUUAAGCUACACUUUUCAUCCCCCAAGUUCCCUGCCAUGUUUCCAAUUUCCAUUUUGUUAACUGUCACUGACAGAAGGAUGAAAAGGUGACUUUUCAGCUGGCCUGUACUUAAGUUGGCUUGACACAGUUGUGAAACCAGAAUCAGUGAAAGUGUGUCCCAUUUAUACUUACCUCAGAUCAAUCAAGUACAAUGGUUUGGGCUAUUCCAUUUACUUCAUAGAUCAAUUUGCAUUUCAGAAGUAUCUGUCAUGCUCCUGGAUGUCAUUGUUUCUUAAAGGAACUUUGUAUUUUCUACACCAUUAAAGUAAAAUUUUCUAUACUGUAUUUGCUCAAAUAUUAAACUUAAUGUCAUGGCUUGAAA
This is a messenger RNA of Vidua macroura (Pin-tailed whydah), 1503 nucleotides long. RefSeq names its product NOP protein chaperone 1 (gene NOPCHAP1). Gene Ontology annotation, biological process: box C/D snoRNP assembly. Gene Ontology annotation, molecular function: box C/D methylation guide snoRNP complex binding. The transcript has 4 exons. Lineage: Eukaryota; Metazoa; Chordata; Aves; Passeriformes; Viduidae. The coding region runs from base 11 to 490 and encodes 159 amino acids. The record is from RefSeq and is a predicted model, not a curated record.